Messenger RNA from Adineta steineri, 2099 nucleotides. NCBI's taxonomy places the organism in Eukaryota, Metazoa, Rotifera, Eurotatoria, Adinetida, Adinetidae. The record is from the annotation of a GenBank genome assembly.
AUGGCUGAUGCUAUCAAUACUUCAACUAUAGUUAAUCGUACUGAUACUACAAAUAAUUCAACAAAAUCAUCGGAUACACUUCGUCCAUAUUAUUACACAGUAUUUCAAACUCAUUGUUGUGAUACAAAAGCAGCAACAUCAACAACAACAACCACAACUACUACACAACUUAAAGAUACUUUACCAAUAUCAAAAAAGAUCAAAGCUGAAGCAGAAGAACAAUUAAAUCGUAUCCAUGGUGCUCUUAUUGAAAGACUUGAAGAAAUUAUAACAUAUACAAGUGUUGUACCAAGUGUAUAUUUUGAUAACGAUGAUAAUUUUCAUAUUUUUCGAUAUUUAAUCGAUCGAGUAAUGUUUAAAACGAUGAAUGAUGCUAGUAUAAUCAAUUGGAAUUCAUCAUUAAAAGAACUUUAUCCAAUUCGUACAUCAGGUAAUGGUAAUUGUCUUUUACAUGCUGUACUUAUUGCUAUGGUUGGUAUACAUGAUUCGAAUCUUUAUUUACGUGAUCGACUUGCACAAUUUAUGGAUGAAAAUAAAGAUUUAUUAAAAAAUCAUUGGCGAAUUGAAAGACUUAAAUCGGAUAAAAGUUAUGGUAUACGUUCGGAAGAUUUUAAACUUAAUAAUGAAUGGGAUGAAUUAUGUAGUAUUGUUCAUUAUGAUAAACCUGAAGAUGGACAAACAACAAUUUAUUUAGAAUUUCUUGAAGCUGUACAUAUAUUUUCUAUAGCAAAUAUGAUUCGUCGACCGAUUAUUGUUUUAUCUGAAGAUGUUAUUCGAAAUAAAAAUGGUGAAGCUAUAUCAGUUAAUGAUCUAUUCGGAAUUUAUUUACCUAUUCUAUUAGCACCAAGUGAUUGUAUUCAUGAACCUAUUGUAUUAGUUUAUGAUCAUUCACAUUUUUGUCCUUUACUUACCAGUGAUAGUCAUAAAGACAAAUUAAAACAAAAUCUUCUUCCACUUUAUCAAUCAAUUAAUCAUACAUAUGAUCAAAGUUUAUUACCUAUUCGAUUUUUAGGUGAUGAUACAAGUUCUGAACGUUCACUUAAUUUACUUCGUGAAUAUUUAAGAAUACAAAAAAUAAAAUAUAAUUAUGAUACAAAAUCUUCACCAUUAUCUAUUUUCUGUGCUGAAUUGGGUAGUAAACAAUUAUCGAUGAGAUAUAAUUUUUUUAUUCUAUAUCACAAAUAUCUAACGGAUUUCUUUGAAGUUCAAAAACCUAAGGUACUCGAAGAAGAACGAAACCGUGAUAAACAAUAUGAAUUAGAUAAUAAUGUUUCUCGUCAAAUGAAGAAUGAUAGUAGUGGUUGGUCAUUACUUAGACCCGAUCAUGUAUCAAAUUCAUUACCUUCGGUGUCAUCACAACGAUCGUAUACAACUCUUAAUAAUGAUAAAAUGUAUAGUCAAAAAUAUGAUACGUCUGAUUCACGAUAUACGCUUCAUUCUCCUCUCAAUGAUGAACCGUAUGUACCAUCCAAUGGUGCUAUUCAUUUUGAAAAAUCUUCAAUUCAACCGAAUAAAUCAGUUCGACUACCAGAUUAUGCUCGAGUCCUAGAACGAGAUUUGAAUGGUACAUAUACUCAUUCAUCUCCGGUAAAACAAGCGUCUUCAACAAAUUAUCCAGAUAAUAUUAAUAAUGUGAAAAGUAAUGAUAAAUCUAUUAACAAUUUAAAUAUUAAUCUACCAAAGAAUGAUUCGAAAGCUAGUCGAGAUCAACAACGCAUUGAAAUUCCUGUUCAACACAUCCCAUCUAAAUCACUAGCAAAUCAGUAUAAAUCGACUGUUUCUGACCGAGACCAAGAUGUCAUGUACUUAUGCUUUAACUGUCAACAAGCUUUUCAAACUGAUCGAGCUUCAAGUUACUGUCCAAAAUGUGAAAACAGAAUGCAACAACAAACUAGAUAUGAAAAUGUCCCAGUCUCUCGACCACAAAGUCGAACACAACUAACGAAUAUGUAUCCACCAUCCUAUUCUAUUGCUCCACCACCAGCACCACCACCAGCGCCAGCGCCAAAACAAUCAAAUAACCGUAAAAAUUGUCCACGCUGUGGAUAUUUGAAUAUUUUGGCUAAUCUAUCGAAUCCUUUAUCGCAUUAUUGUUCUGC